This is a messenger RNA of Sebastes umbrosus (honeycomb rockfish), 1797 nucleotides long. RefSeq names its product transcriptional adaptor 1 (gene tada1). NCBI's taxonomy places the organism in Eukaryota, Metazoa, Chordata, Actinopteri, Perciformes, Sebastidae. The record is from RefSeq and is a predicted model, not a curated record. Gene Ontology annotation, cellular component: SAGA complex. The transcript is spliced from 8 exons. Gene Ontology annotation, molecular function: transcription coactivator activity. Bases 16 to 1020 code for a protein of 334 amino acids. Gene Ontology annotation, biological process: regulation of transcription by RNA polymerase II.
GACUUAGUGAGCACCAUGGCAGCAGCGCAUGCUAGCGAGCUGGAGGUUGCAAAGAAGAAUCUAACUGAUGCGAUUGGCGAUAAUGUCAAGCAUUACUGGGCGAACCUGAAGCUUUGGUUCAAACAGAAGAUCAGCAAGGAGGAGUUUGACGUUGAGGCACGUCGUCUGUUGGCUCAGGAGAAUGUCCAUGUUCACAAUGAUUUCCUCCUGGCCAUUCUCACACGCUGCCAGAUCAUCGUCUCAACACCAGAGGGCACAGGGCCAUUACAGUGGCAAGGUGGCUCUGCUUCAAAGCCUGGGAAACCAAAAGGGAAGAAGAAAUGUUCCUCUAGACAGAAAUUUGAUCAUCGUUUCCAGCCACAGAACCCUCUGAGCGCCGCCCAGCCGUUCAGCCCGCGGGAGGUGGGAGGUGAGGAGGAGGAGCUGCGUCUCAGUGCCCACACUCUGCUGUUGCCCACGCGGGGCCAGCUGGAGGCUCGCAUGAUGGUGACGGCCUUUGAGCUGGGCCUGGAUAACAUCACAGAGGAUGCCGUCAGCAGCAUGAUCCACGCUAUUGAGCAUCACUUGAAAGACGUCCUGACUGCCGUCAUCACCCGGAGGAAGGCGUACAGGUUGAGAGAUGGUCGCUUCCCCUACGCCUUCGGCAGUGAUGUCACACCGCAGCCAUAUCUGAAAAACAGCCUUGCUGCUUACCAGAGUGUUUCUGAAUGUCCCCCUCCAAGCGCUUCCCUCGCUGCUGGACCACCACCUCAGGUGUCACCCGAUGAGGCCGAGCAACAAGCUGUUCACUUAUUGGCUUGUUCUGCCGACAGUCUCCCCGCGCCCCUCCCUCCAAUCAGCCUGUUUGAUCUCCUGGAGGCUUUACAGGUUCACCACGGCGUGAUGCCCUCCCACACUAUGUAUGCCCUGAACGUGGAGCGCAUCCUGUCGCGGCUCUGGCACCCCAGCCACGAAGAACUAGAGCAGGACCACGUACACCGGCAGCGCCUCGCUGCCAAAGACGGCGUGCUCGUCAGCUGAGAACCACUUGACGCAGGACUGUGUGUGAACUGCCGAUAUCAUCAGGAACCAAUCACAGAAAUGAUCCUCAAGUGAAAAUAGAUGAACAGUGUGUCCAAUUGACUGAAUACCUUUUUAUAAAACCUGGAAAAUCACAUCCAUGUUGCACAAAGAGAUAAAGCAUGAGUGGAGCAAGAUGAAACAAAACAGUUGGACAGUGGACACAGAGUGGGCAGUCCACUGCAGCCAAUAGCUGGCAAAUUAUUGUUCCCUCUACUGUUUCACCAGCCAUCUUGGCGGCCGACCAACCAUCAUUGGGCACUUCUGUUUCAUAAGUGAGAAAAUAAUUUGGUGGUAAAAUAUUGAAAGUAUUUAAUUUGAGGAUAUACCACCAGCAGCUACGAGCACUGGGCAGGAACAUAAGGUUCACGUUGUACAGUGUUAAUAUUUUGGUGUCAGAUAUGCACCCCAACUGUUAAAAUAUGUCCUAAGAACGCAGAACAGUCAGUAUCUAAUCAUGCGGCAUUGUGUACAUCACCAGGUCCUGUACAUUACACACAGGUCUUUUCACUUAAAGGGAUAGUUUUGGUGUUUUAAAGUAGGGUUGUAUGAGGCACCUCUCCAUAUUAGUCAGUGUAUUACCUACAGUGGAUGACGGCUGACACACCCCUAUCUUGGAGAAGCAGACAGGUGUUACCGCACGGAAGCAGAGCAAUACACUGCUGUGGACGGGGCCGGCAGCAAAACGUAUUUAAGCCACCUAAAAGAAAGGCUCACCUAAAAAAAUCAAUAUCAGUU